AUGGAUACAAGCAGAUCUAAAUCUGGACCGAACCCCGUCCACUUCCCCCUGGAGUCGGUGAGCCCCAGUGGCUCGUCGGUCUUCAGGAUUACUGAUGUGGAGCUCGGACUUCCUGCUGGGGGUCGAAAACUUACUGCCUUUUCAACCUUGCUAGCACGGCGUCUAAUUCUUCUCAAAUGGAAGGAUGCUGCCCCACCCACACCAAGCAUCAACAACGCCGUGCAGUGUCCAGGCAGUACCAGAAGGAGACGCUCUGCUGAACUGUUGAAGCGUAAAGCUCAGCUGGGUGAGUGUCCCCUCAUCAUGAUUUGUUUAGCCAAGAACAAGCGGGAUGAGCACUUCUCCCACCUGACGGAGAGCCACUACAAGGAGAAGCUGCAGCAUCGCUGCUGUAAAGACGGCCUCAGGGAGAUCCCGAUGCCGUAUUCCUGCACGCGACGUUCCCUCUACAUCACUGAGGGCUGGGAAUGCAUCCGAGCUUUCCGAUACUGCUGCGCCACUUACAGGGACCAGGUGUUUGACACAGAGAUUCCCACCACCCCACCAACCACAACUGCAGCUCCCACCACCUCCUCUCAACCCUGGACUGUCAGUCAUACUUCCAGACGAGAGAAAAUAACGCUCUCCCGAUAUAACUUUGGUAAUUACUGCACCUCAGCUUUAUCAACUGUGUUGGCGUCUAAGAACGUGGACACCAUCUUACCUGACAGCAUCACAGAGUGGGGAGUUCUGGCAGUCAGUUCAUCACCUCAGACAGGUUCCUGUGUUGCAGAGCCUUACAAUGUCAGAGCGUGGAAAGGUUUCUUUGUGGACCUGAAACUGCCGCAUUCCGUGGCGAGGAACCAACAGGUGGAGAUCAAGGCUGUGGUCCAUAACUACGGCUAUGAUGACCUGCAUUACAGGGAAAGACAACCACGGGUUGUGACCUAUUACAAUCAGCUGCAUGAGGUGGAAGAGAAAAUGCCCUGCAAGCACUUUGAUCUCAACGUCACUUUUGAAGGAUCCAGCGAAAAGCCUCCAGCAGAUGUAGAAAAGUCCGACGAGAUCACUAUCAAAGUGAGCAGGGCUCUAGGACCCAGAGACAUCAGGAUGGUGGUUCUUGAUAUCAGUCUACCAACUGGAUUCACCCCAGAAAACUCUGACCUGGAGAUGCUGUCCAAUUCAGUGCAUCGUUACAUCAGUAACUUCCAGAUUGUAGACAACCUGAGUGACAGAGGCUCCCUGAUCAUUCACCUGUUCAAAGUAACAUCACUGUAUUUAGAAUUAUUAUUCUAUAUCAUAUCAUUUUAUGUUAUUCAUAUGCUUUUCUUUUUUUCCAAGAAGCAGGUUUCUCAAUGCUCAGUAAAUAAGUCUUUAUGACCACAGUCAACAAUCUGAGGCAGUUUUAGGCUAUUACACAAAACCAGCUUAUUGGUACCAAAGCCACGGUUCAGAACUCAGACUUGCUAAAUCAGUGUUAGUGUAGUGCAGUGUAGGGCUGCAGCCAGAGUACUGACGAUAGUUAGCAAGAGAGAUCAUAUUUCUCCUAUGCUGGUUUCUCUUCAUUGGCUUCCUGUGAAAUGUAGAAUAGAAUUCAAAAUCCUUCUUCUGACAUAUAAAGCUCUUAACAACCAAUCUCCAUCAUAUCUUAAAGACCUGAUAGUACCAUAUUAUCCUAGCUGAACUCUUCGGGCUCAGACUGCAGGCUUACUUGGAGAAGUGACCUGUAACUUCUCUCUAAAAGUAGAAUGGGAGGCAGAGCCUUCAGUUAUCAGCUCCUCUCUUGUGGAACCAGCUCCCAGUCUGGGUUCUGGAGGCGGACACCCUCUCUAAUUUUAAGACCAGGCUUAAAACCUUCCUUUUUGACAAAUCUUAUAGUUAGGACUGACUGGGGGACCCUGAGGGGGUCAGCUGGAGUCUUCCUCUUGGACGUCCCUUAGUUCUGCCCCUAGUUCUGCUGCUACAGGCCUAGGCUGCUGGAGGACCUCUCUGGAUGCACUGAGCCCUUCUCUAUCUACCAUUAUAUUUAAUAUACAGUAUAUAUACCAUUAUUGCAUUACACUCACUCUGUUUCUCCCUGUGUCCUUUCUCCGAGUGUCCCUGAUCCCAGAGCUGGAUGCUUCAGAUCUGUGGUGGUUCUCCCACCAACUGGCCUAAUCUCCAUCUGUGGGAUGCUGCUGCUGCUGACCUUCCUCCAGCCCACUGCUUCCAGCUGCCCAUUUCCAUCAAUCUACUCUGCAUCACCCUCACUAUACUUGAUUUGCUCGUCUACAUAUUUUUGAAUUUACCACCAGCUAUAUAUGUAGUAUAUUUAAUGCCAGAGCCAUACACCAUAGCAGUAAACUAUAAUCAGUUUCCAGCCCAGAGGGAUAUAUCCACAGAUUUUUUUAAAUACCAUGUAGAAGAUUAUAUACAGGAAGAUGAGGUAUCAGUUCUUGCACAUAGAUAUACGACAGUCCUUUAUUACUCCCCAGGUCAGGGGAAAUUUCCAGUGUUAGAGCAGCAAAAAUCUUUCAGAGCAGCACUAACUACAGUUUACUACAGUAAAGUUAAUAAUUAUAAUAACAAUAAUAUAUAGAAGAAUGAAAAAUGAAUAAAUACAGUAUUACUACACUAUAAGUGACAUCAGCAUAAAGUGGCUUGUGGAAUACAUGUAAUUGUAAAAGUGCAGAAAAUGCCAGCAGUGCAAGGAGUUGUGGAGAUUUUCUCAAAACAGGUGAGUCCUGUGAAUAUGACCAAAAUAUGAGAUAAAACUAUCAGAAAUAUGUACAAAAUGACCAAAAUAUGAUUGGUUGAUAAUGUAUCAGUGUUGUUAUUGAUUAUUGAUCAGUUGCAGGGGCAGAGAUUUGUGUCCGAGUCUCUGAUGUCAUCUAAUCGCUCAUGUAAGAUCAUGUCACAGGAGGGGGCGCUACUGACCUCUUGUGGACACAGGCAGUAACCACACGACAUUAUUAUUAACUGUCUCGCUGACGACAUUAUUAUUAACUGUCUCGCUGGCGACAUUACAGAUGAGCAGCACUUCCUGUUAAUCUUCAACGUAAAAGCAUCUUUCUUUAUUGUACAUUUUAUGUCAAAAGUAUUACUAAGCGAUUUUGGUCGAUUCAGAAGGAUCUUUGGUGUAAACUAAGUCGUAUUCAACGACAGCUAGCUUAUCCACUUGCUCCAAUUACUUUUGUUGUAGUCUGAGUCACGUCCAAACAGGAAAUGAAUCCACAAUGUAGCUAAUGACAAUCUAUAGCUGCAUCCGUGACGGCAUCGUUAGCGAGCUAGCAGUUAAUCAGAAGCUAGUGACGAGCUAACUCCAGCACUGCAAGCAGCGUCUCUUUAAAAGGUGCUGAUCACAAUAUCAGGCUGAAACAUUAGACCUGGGACAGGAAACGGAGCUAGAACGCUGUGUCUUGGAGAGGAUUGAUUUUAGAACUACGUGUGUUACGGUAUUAGUCCAUGUCAUAACAAACCCUCGUUAGCACUUCCGCUAGCUCGGCUAACACUUCCGGUCACGAAUGCAUUUGUACAUUAGCUAUAACGUGUUCAUUUUUGAACGUAUAGUGACAACAAACACAAUUUGAGGGAGUCGACAAGCUAGUGGUCCUUAAAUACAUUUUGGUUCAUACUGCAGAUUCUUCUGAGUCUCACAAAACCACGUUUUAGCCUAAGAGCAUUACGAUAGUUUUACGUUGAAACAGGAAGUGCUGCUCAUCUGUAAUGUCGCCAGUUUUGCCUCAAAUAGUAAUCGUGUCGUUACCGCCUGUGUCCGCCAGAGGGGCAGUAGCGCCCCCUGCUCUGAUAAGGAUAAGGAUAAACUUUAUUGAUCCCACAGUGGGUAAAGUUCACCGAGCUGCUUCAUGAGGAGAGUCUUUUAGUUUUCAGAUAAUAUGAUGGUGAAGAAAAUGUGUUACUGCAGUAAAGAUUCCACUGAAUUAUUAUUUGAUCCAUGAUCGGGGUUCACUCAGUUCUUCUCCAGUUUGUUGCUGCUGUCGGGUGAACAGGUGAGCUCCAGGUGAACAGGUGAUGUCAGCAGCAGGUCAGUCUGUGAUUGGAGCAGUAAAACUCAUCUAAAUUAAAUGUUAUGCUAAUGUAGAUGCACUCAUGUGACAUAAACUGUGAAGUCCACUCUAAAGUGGAUUAGGCUUAGAGCCAAGAUUUUUAACUUUUGUAUCUCUGUGUUCCCCUCCGCUGACCUGAGCAGGUGGUAAGUUCCACUCAGACACACCUGACGGAAUCAGCCACCAACACACACGCCACACAGCUGCAGUUUAUUUCACCUUCACGUAGUUUUAUUGAUCUUUUCAUAGUUUCUUCAUCUUUGAAUGAAUAUUUUUGGCACUAAAUGUGAACUUUUUGAACGGACUCUGCUAGUCAGAUGGACGAACGUCGGGGAGUUUGUUGGAAGAUUCAGGUGAGAGGAAACAGAAGUAGGAUGUUAGACAGGAUCUGAUGCUGUUGUUGUGAACUCAGAGCUUUCUACCUGAGUGGAGCUACAGAGACACUUAGUGGCUGAAUGGAGGAACUGCAGCACCACAGGUCAGUUCAGAUCAGCAGCACCUGGUUCACACGGAAACAUCAUGUUUCUUGAUGCACAUCAGGCUCCAGGUGGUUAGAAUAUACUUGACUUGUUCAUUUAAAGUGUUUUCCUCAAAACUCGACCAGCUUCAUUAGAGUAAAUCGUCAUGAUGUCAUGUUCAGAUAAUACCAAAGAGGAGGUUUAUGUUUUCUCUGCUUGAGUCUGCUUGAGGCUUUCUCUGCUGAAAAUAACAAAUCUGAGGUUCUUACGGAUGAAUAAUUAAGAAAAAUCUCAAGUUAGGUAAAGUUGGCAAGAUAUUCACAGAUUCGGACUUCCGGCAUCAACAACUCAUGAGAUAUACGUUGUAAAAACAUAAACAAUGCCUCUUUCAAAUCGCUGUAAGCUAGACAAUGUGCUACAAGGCCAGUUUUAUCAAAAGUCGCUGUCUUUCAAGUUGCAGAAAUAACAUUGAUGUCUAUGAGCAGCCGGCUGUGCUACGAGUGAACAGGGACCGUCUGCAUAUAGCAAAACUGCAACAGCGAAGAGACACAAAUAUUCAAUUACUUAACUUUUAUACACUGUAGUGUCACUAAAUUUUCUGCAGCCAUCAAUUGUCUCCUGCUGGUCAUACUACAACUCUUGGUUUGAUACUAAAUACAAAAUCUGACUUUUAA
This is a messenger RNA of Amphiprion ocellaris (clown anemonefish), 5157 nucleotides long. RefSeq names its product complement C3-like. The transcript has 11 exons. Gene Ontology annotation, cellular component: extracellular region. The record is from RefSeq and is a predicted model, not a curated record. NCBI's taxonomy places the organism in Eukaryota, Metazoa, Chordata, Actinopteri, Pomacentridae. The coding region runs from base 1 to 1359 and encodes 452 amino acids. Gene Ontology annotation, molecular function: endopeptidase inhibitor activity.